Molecule: messenger RNA, 4204 nt
Organism: Puntigrus tetrazona (Sumatra barb)
Lineage: Eukaryota; Metazoa; Chordata; Actinopteri; Cypriniformes; Cyprinidae
Gene: ptpn22
Product: protein tyrosine phosphatase non-receptor type 22
Biological process (GO): peptidyl-tyrosine dephosphorylation
Cellular component (GO): cytoplasm; nucleus
Molecular function (GO): non-membrane spanning protein tyrosine phosphatase activity
Source: RefSeq, a predicted model, not a curated record
AGAGAGAAAAAGAGAAGGCCAUAGACAGACAACAAACACACAUGCAACAAAUGAAAAAAGCGAGAGAAACUGAAGUGAGAGAUGGAGGGCGGAGAGGGUCACAGUGAUGCUUCGAGUUGACCACAGAACCGGUGAACUGCCACUGCUUCCGUGACGCCACAUCGCACAGUUCCUCAGCUCAGCUACAGACCUACAACAGACGCACACAGAGAGAAAGUGAAAGAUGGACUCCUUUCAGAAGCCCACCGAUCUCCCCUAUCUCUGACAUGACUGAAGGAGCUGCUGUGUCACACAUCAUGCCAUGGACGCCCAAGCCCACAUUCUGAGGGACUUAUUGGCCAAAAUUGCCAGCAAAGAAGCAGAAGAGGAAGGGGCAGAGAAUGGUUUUGCCGGAGAGUUUUUGAAACUGAAGAGACAGUCUACUAAAUACCGCGCUGAGAGGACGUACCCCACCUCAGCCGCGGACAAACAAGACAAUGUGAAGAAGAACAGAUACAAAGACAUUGUUCCCUUUGAUCACAGCAGAGUAAAGCUCUCCUUCGUCACAUCCAAGCAUGACACAGAUUACAUCAAUGCUAGUUUCAUUAAGGGAGUGCUGGGCACUAGGGCGUAUAUCGCCACACAAGGCCCGCUGCCAAACACUGUGCUCGACUUCUGGAGGAUGCUGUGGGAAUACAACGUACAGGUUAUUGUGAUGGCUUGCCGGGAGUUUGAAAUGGGAAGAAAAAAAUGUGAGCGUUACUGGCCGGAGUCAAAGGACGAUGUGUUCGUGUGUGAGCCCUUUACCAUUCACUAUGAGUCUGAUGAGAAUAAGGGAGAAUAUUUAACACGGACGCUGAAGGUGAAAUUUAAACAAGUGUCUCGGACACUGAAGCAGCUGCACUAUGUGAACUGGCCGGAUCACGGAGUACCCGACUCCAUUCCUGCCAUCCUGGAGCUGCUGCAGGACAUGAGGAUCUACCAGGAUCACGAUGAGAUUCCCAUCUGUAUUCACUGCAGUGCAGGCUGUGGAAGAACAGGUGCUUUGUGUGCCAUUGACUACACCUGGAAUCUCCUGAAGAGACAGAUGAUACCAGAGAAUUUCAGUAUCUUUGAACUGGUAAAGGACAUGCGCACACAGAGGCCCUCUGUGGUUCAGACUAAGGAACAAUACGAACUAGUAUACAGGACCAUAAAAUUGCUGUUUGAGAGAUAUCUAGCAGCAAUGGAUCAACCAAACAGAGAGGUCCCAGCUUCCCUUUCUCCUGUGAUCUUAAGUAGCGGAAGUGAGCUCUCGGAUUUCAGCGACUCUGAAUCAGAGACUGGGACAGACUUCACAGCAUUGCUUCGAACUGAGCACAGGAAUGAAGAGAUGGAAAUGCCUGUACUCAAUCACUUCACACACAAUGCCCCUUCUUGGCUACAGCCUCAUCCAGAACCAUUCAGUCAAGAGGUCAUCUCCACAAAACUCAAUCCUGCAGACACGCUCAAUACAAAGAGUGAAUGGACCCAGAUUACAGACCAGAGGUCGUUCAUAGCAGCAACUCCUCAAACAGACCUUACAACCUGUGGAUCUCAGAGAGCCGAGCCAUCCAUCAGCUUUACCACUGAUCUCACCCACGCUGCAUGCUCGAACUAUCCCAUCAGCCCAACUACGAGGCAUGUGAUGUUUGCAGAGAACCAAGAUGUUAGUCCUGCUGCCACAGACCACAACCCUAUCAUCCCUAGCACUGUCUGCUACACUGUGGAAGAUCCUUAUUUUGGGCCCGAGUCUCCACCACUUUGCAACAACCACAGCGCUUUGGACUCUAUAAUUCAUGAUGAGUGGAAGGAGAGCCCUUGUUUCACAAUACCUAGUUUAACGCUUAAUAAUCAGGUGUUAGAACUUCCAACACAUGACUGCAAUGACAAAGGUACAAACAGACCUUCAUCUGAUGAAGACACUCCUCCUCCUUUACCAGACCGAACCCCAGAGUCAUUUAUUCUGGCAGAUGAAAUGAACGAUAUCAGUGAAAACACUGAGAUGUUGACAUUGGUGAUGCCAGCCAGCUCAGAGUCUGAGAGCGUCAUUAAAGACAGCCCACCUUCACCUGUGCCCCCACUGCCUGAGAGAACUCCAGAGUCUUUUGAAAUGGCCACAGAUGAGGCUUUGGUAGAAAACGUGAUGCAGGAAAAGCCGCAGGACGUUGUAAUGAGAGUUGGAAAAUCUCUAGAGUGGUCUGGGCAAUCAAAUGAGGCUCAGGCAGACAAGAAACGAUCUUGGUCCAGAAGCAAGAGCUUGAAACUUAGAAUGUCGCUUCCUGCUGCCGCAUUAUGUGCUCCACUCAGUCCUAUUCCGAUCACAAGUCACAGUCCUCCUCCUCUACUGUACAAACAUCCUCAAGAAUCUCUGCUGCACGCCCCGGCUCCACGUGAGCAGGCAUUCACCUCGGUUCCCGGGACAGAAAGUAUAACUCCACCUCCUGAAAGGACUCCAGAAUCUUUUAUUUUUCACACGGAGAAAGUGGCCGACGGCAGCGCCCCCUGUCAGCCAGCUAAGGCAGAGCAGCCCAGACCGAGAGUGGGCACGUCCUCUGAAUGGUCAGGCAGCUCCCAGCCCAGAUCAUCCAUAGAGCAUUCUUGGAGCAGAAGCAAGAGCGUCAGAGCAAAAAGUUCAAAACAAGAGACUCUAUCUGUGGCUCCGCUGACUCUGCCUGUCGCUGUAACCAUAGCAACUGGAGGACAAGCAGAGCUCCAGACGGCAGCCAGCAGCCAGCCGAAAGCAACGGGACCAACAGAGAACCAGGAUAAGGGUGGAGAGAAAACUUCUCUGGUCAGCAAGGCCAGGACCAAGAGUAUCAAGUUUUUGAAAGGAAAGCAGAAGACAAAAAUAUCCCCGCCUCCGAUCCCGCCCCCAGCCCCGCCUUCAGGCCAGUCUCCAGCCCCGCCUCAGUCUGCUCUACCGCCCUAUGGUGCCGCUGUUGGGUUCUUAUUUUCUUUUGGAUCUCGUUUUGGGAAACCAAAAGGCCCACGAAAUAAGCCAGGAACAUGGGUCUAGUUUACACCGAAGGUGAAAGAAAAGGAAAAGGGCCUCGCAGGACAGUUGAAAAGAUGAUUUACUGUCACUGUGGCUUUGAAGGAUAGAAGCGCAACAUCGUACCUCACUCAGAAGAUGGACAUACAUAAAGACUGUGCUUUUAUCAAUGACUUUGACAUUUUGUAAAGGUAUAAUGCAAGCGAACUGCCUUUUUAGACUUUAAAUAUUAAGGAGCGUCGCAACUUUAUGCGACUUAAAUGUAUAUUAAAAUUAUUGCAGAUGUGUAACUAAUGACAAGAUAACACAAGGGAUGAAUGUACUGAAAAGUAGAAACUUCCAUAAUCUCAUAGGUAACAUUUUAAUGUAUUUUAUAAUAUAUAGCACCGCAGGUAACCAAGGCCAAUCAAGAUUUUCUAUGUGACACAUCGAUGCACUUCGUCACAGUGCAUUUGGUGCCAUCUGAAAGGGAUGAAAUUGCUUUUUCUUAUUUCUAUAUUUCCAAUUUCUGAUACAGUGAAACUCUUGGUACACUCAUAAAAUGGUUUAUUUAAAAAAAUACAGAAAAAAGUCUAUGCAUUCCAUUGCAUUUUUACACAAUUGAAAAGAUCCACGUGACAGUUCUAUUAAAUGUAACUUAGCAUUUACAAAACAUUACUUUGACUAUGUUCAUAAAUGACAUCUAAUUAGUCCUUAAAAAUCAAUGAAAUCAAAAACCUUUAUACAAAUAUCAAACAGAGCAAAUAAUGAAUCAAACACACAGAGCAUGCCUUGAUCCCUAAGUGGAUUUUUCCUAUAUUACAAACGACCAUCGAUACCUGAUCAACACAAAAAAAGAAAACUAGCUGCCAAAAUUCAGAAGAAACAUAGAACACUAAACAACAUGUUUAUUUCAAUAUAACAUGAAACCGUAAGGUAUAAAAGCAUAAUGUGAUGCAGAGCUGAAAACAUGUCUGAAACGGUAUAUAUGGGAAGAUUCAUCGUAAUAGAUUUUACUGGUAAAGACACCAAUAAAAAAGGUCUUUAAAAAAUUAGUAGAGUAAGUAUUCUAGGCGAAAGGAGGAAAUGAUCUUUUCUUUCAUUAAAAUGUUAAACUGCAGAACAUGUAACUAAGGAAAAGCCAUUGUAUACUAUAGGGAAAAUUAUUUUUGUUUCGGCUUUCACACCUGCCUUUAUAAUACUAAUCCUAAUUAAAGAUUUCUGGGAAACAUA